Mercurialis annua (annual mercury) is the source of this 1852-nucleotide messenger RNA. RefSeq names its product nuclear transport factor 2-like. The coding region runs from base 230 to 1636 and encodes 468 amino acids. Lineage: Eukaryota; Viridiplantae; Streptophyta; Magnoliopsida; Malpighiales; Euphorbiaceae. Gene Ontology annotation, molecular function: mRNA binding. Gene Ontology annotation, cellular component: ribonucleoprotein complex; cytosol. The transcript has 9 exons. The record is from RefSeq and is a predicted model, not a curated record.
AAAUCUAAUCCCUCCAGGUCUCUUCUGCUUCUCUCCCUCCUUUUUCCGUUUCUCUCUGUUUUUUUUUUCCUUCAAAAAAACAAUUUAAUAAGAUUUUAAAUUUUCCUCUAUUUUUCCAUUGUUGUUCACAGUAAGUUUAAAUGAGUACUUAACAAGUUUUUGAUUAAAAACUUGUAAUUAGUAGUUUUUACAUUUUUUUCAAAAAAAAUUAAGGUUAGGGUUUACACCAAUGUCAACUCGUUACCACAUUCGUCUCCCUGCUGACCAGGUUGGUGGUUAUUUCGUGACACGGUACUAUAAAUUACUUCAACAACAACCGGAAUUAAUUCACCAGUUUUACAAUGACGCCAGUACGAUGCUUCGUGUUGACGCCUCGAACCAGCAGAAUGCGACUACAUUACUCCAAAUACAUGAGCUUAUUAUGUCUCUCAAUUAUUCUGGAAUUGAAAUAAGGACAGCACUCUCAUUUGAUUCAUGGAAUGCUGGUGUUCUUGUGAUGGUUUCUGGCUCUGUUGCUGUGAAGGGUUUAAUUGGGAUAAGGAAAUUUGUGGAAACAUUUUUUCUUGCACCCCAAGAGAAGGGCUAUUUUGUUCUGAAUGAUGUUUUUCAGUUCACUGAUGAGGAACCUGUUCACCAUCAUCCAUCUGUCUUACUAGCCCGAAACAAUCUUGACUCGAACUUUAUUGCUCCGGCUGUGAUUCCAGAGCCAGUUCCAAAUUAUAUGUUGAGCGGAGAAGUUCAGGCCAGGGAGUUUGUUGCUCCUGCUGAUACCAAGGAAAAUGGCCUUCUAGCUGACAGUUACACUUUUCCGGAGCACUGGUUGCAGCAAGCUCCUGAGUCUGAAUAUGCUCAGGAGGAAUAUUUCAUAGAGUCGAACGGUUCAAUUGAAAACUCAGUUAACAUUGCACAGGACCAAUUGCCAGCUUCUGAUGACGAACCUGUUGGAGCCCAAAAACACACUUAUGCUUCUAUUUUACAAGUUGCUAAGCGACAAUCUGCACCUCCUGUUGCUUCCCAGCGUUCUCUUAACAAAAAUGGCCUACCUACCUCCGAUCGGAAUCAUGCUUCACAAACUGCCACUCAGCUAGCGACUGUGGCAACAAAUUCAUUUGAAAGGUCUGGAGCAGGCACAGUUGAGGACAUUUCUGCUGCAGAAGAUGAAGUUGAAAUAAGGUCCGUGUACGUGAGAAAUUUACCCACUACUGUAUCUGAAGUUGAGAUUGAGGAGGAAUUCAAGAAUUUUGGGAGUAUCGCACCUGAUGGUGUUGUUAUUCGAAGUCGCAAGGAUGUUGGUGUAUGUUAUGCAUUUGUUGAAUUUGAAGAUAUGAUUGGUGUUCAUACUGCAGUAGAGGCUGGUACUGCACAUGUUGCUGGGCGGCAAGUAUAUAUUGAAGAGCGAAGACCAAACAGCAAUAUCCCAUUUCGUGCAGCAAGAGGAAGAGGUAGAGGGAGGGGCAGUUACUUGAUAGAUGCUCCAAAGGGUCAGUUCGGAGGUCGAAGUUUUGGCUACAAUGGAGGUGACCAAGAUUACGGCAGGUCAAGAGGAAACGGUUAUUAUAGGCCAAGUCCACGCCAAGAUCGAGUGUUUACGUCUUACCAAGUGUCAAGAAACGGACAGUACCAAGCAGAGCAAUAGAUCAGUUUUUUUAACAAAGAGAAAACAAAAUUUUGGAUCCAUCCCUUGAAUUUCAACAUAUCAUCAUUAGUAGAUAAGAAAUGAUUAAAUUUAUCAAAGAUUGAUUAGAUAUGUCAGCUAUAUUAUGUGCCCUUAUGCUAAUGCUUAUUCAAGCUUAAUUGGCAAUGUGCCUGCAAAUUUUGUGAUUCUUUGAUUUAAUAUAGAAUCUUGCAUCUA